Dentiscutata erythropus is the source of this 336-nucleotide messenger RNA. The record is from the annotation of a GenBank genome assembly. Lineage: Eukaryota; Fungi; Glomeromycota; Glomeromycetes; Diversisporales; Gigasporaceae.
AUGUGUAAUUGGUGUUGUAAGAAAAAGAAUGAAUGUCCUUGUUCUUAUCCCGAAUAUAAGAAGAAAUUUGAAUAUAAGAAAGAGAAGUCUCCACCUGAGAAUAGCCGUAUUACUGUGGAAGAAACUAAACGUUAUAGUAAAAGUACUAGUCAUAAUUCUUAUAAUUGUAGAUAUAGGAAAACGGAACCAUUUGUGAAAAAAUUUAAAUGUUCGUUUUGUUCUAAGUUAUAUUUUCCUAAAUAUCAUGAUGAAGGUUUCAUAUGUUGGAAAUAUCUUCCUUAUGAUGAUCCUAGAUGUUGGAAUCCCAAUUGGUAUAAAGAUGAUGAAAAUAAUUAG